AUGAGGGCGUCGCUGCUGCCGUUGCUGGUCGCCGUGGCCGCUGUCGCGUCCACAGUCCUCGCGGACAAUCCGGACGACCUGCCGCACUUCGGCACGCAAGACGACAUCUCGCCGCUGCUCCACAACAAGGAGCUCGUGCAGGCGCAGAUCAACUGCGUCCUCCACAACGGCCACUGCGACAAGCUCGGCAUCAAGCUGAAGAAAGCGAUUCCUGAAGUCAUAACCAACAAAUGCCGCAAAUGCUCACCGCGGCAGAAGGCCAACGCGGAGAAAUUGAAGAAUUUCCUGCUGAAGCACUACCCUGGCGUCUGGGAGGCUGUCAUCCGGAAGUACACGAAGAGGGGCGCCCACUGACGGGGAGGACAGAAGAGGUCACUGCCACGCCACGGCGUCGUCGCGGCAGAAGUGGCGAGACCUCACGUAUAUGAACUCUGCGGAUCCGGUGUUCCAGCUUCAGGAAACUGUAGUUUACGGCCCAUAAGGGACUAACACGAGUUGUCUUGACGACAUUUUAACUGCUCUAGCGGGAUAUGACGUAACGAAAGUAUUAUGAUAAAA
This is a messenger RNA of Schistocerca nitens (vagrant locust), 558 nucleotides long. Its product is annotated as ejaculatory bulb-specific protein 3-like. The coding region runs from base 1 to 354 and encodes 117 amino acids. The record is from RefSeq and is a predicted model, not a curated record. The transcript has 2 exons. Lineage: Eukaryota; Metazoa; Arthropoda; Insecta; Orthoptera; Acrididae.